AUGCAGUUCUCUACUACCCUCAUCGCUCUCUCUGCGACCGUCUUCUUCGGCGCUCAAGCCGCUCCUACUGGCAUGGUCAACAGAGACACCGGUGUUGUCAACAAAGACAAGGCUGUCAUCCCAGAGGGUGCCACCGUCGAGAUCAACACAGACAAGGCUGUCAUCUCAGUGGGUGUCGGUAAGGUCAAGCCAGGCCUCCCCAGCCUCACAAAGGGUGGAAGCAACGUCAAGCCAGGUCUGCCCAACCUCAGAAAGGCCGACGACAAGGUCAACACAGAUGUCCCCAUCGUCAGAGAGGGUGGCAGGGUCGAUGACACAAGCGUCCCCAUCCCCAAAGAGCAUGAUGGCAAGGUCGACACAGACAUGGGCAACAAAAAACCCACCCCAACCCCCGAAGUCAACCCCGACCCCAACCAAGUCGACGACUUCACCCAGAACUCGGGCGCCAUCUGCCAGAGCAAGACCCAUCCAGCCCACCUCCUCCACUCCUACGCACUCAAAGCCAACUCCGGAGUCAACGACGUCCCCAAGGUCUGCGGCGAUCUCUGGUACAACCUUCAUCGCUUCCCUGGCUGCGCCGCCGCUUCGCAGGCCAACUGCUAUAAGGGUACCGAAGAGGGCUCCCUGGUCUGGCUCUUCACCGCCUCCAACUUCUGCAACCCCGGCAUGGUCCAGUCAGCCUGGUACGAGGCUACCCACAACGACUAUGGUGCCGCCGUGUGCGUUAAUGUCAAGGAGUUGACUAUCCGUUGA
Colletotrichum phormii is the source of this 753-nucleotide messenger RNA. RefSeq lists its product as uncharacterized. Lineage: Eukaryota; Fungi; Ascomycota; Sordariomycetes; Glomerellales; Glomerellaceae. The transcript has a single exon. Bases 1 to 753 code for a protein of 250 amino acids. The record is from RefSeq and is a predicted model, not a curated record.